Drosophila grimshawi is the source of this 3054-nucleotide messenger RNA. RefSeq names its product nucleolar protein dao-5. Bases 86 to 2878 code for a protein of 930 amino acids. The record is from RefSeq and is a predicted model, not a curated record. Gene Ontology annotation, cellular component: extracellular region. Gene Ontology annotation, molecular function: chitin binding. NCBI's taxonomy places the organism in Eukaryota, Metazoa, Arthropoda, Insecta, Diptera, Drosophilidae. The transcript is spliced from 9 exons.
UAUGUCAUUGCGGUCAGUCAGCAAAUCAAAACGCAAACCAAAGCGGGAAAUAUAAAUACACAAAAGCAACUGAAGUGUCUUCAUAAUGAAAAGAGCCAAACGCUGGCUGCUCAUGACAGCGACAGUGCUGUUAUUGGGUCUGCUUGCUUCCGCGGAUGCCGCGUUGCCCUUCAAGAAGGUCUCCAUUGCCAAAACACCCGCCCACACAACCAGCACAAGCACAACUACCACCGCCAAUCCAGAAUCUGAAACAGAAAAGGAUGAAGAGCUGCCUCAUCCAACCGCAGAGGCUGAGGAGAGCAAGUCGUCGGACAAUACAACGCUGACGAAAAACUCCAAAUUGACGGGCAUACCACAAAUUGAUUAUAUCUGGGAUCCAAAUUUGCCACGAGAGCUGAGAGGCUUUAAUCUGUCCACAUAUCCCUUCCUGUCCACCGUUCCACCUAUGAAUGAAAUUCAUUUCAAAUGCGAGGGUCUUCACGAUGGUUUCUAUGCCUCCAUCGAGUACAAAUGUCAGAUUUAUCAUCAUUGUGUUUAUGGCAUACGACACGAUUUUCUGUGUGCCAAUUUUACGGCUUUCGAUCAGAAAACGUUCAUUUGUCACUUUGCUUCCGAUGUGGACUGCGAGGGCUCCCAAAAAUACUGGAACAGAAACGAUGCACUUUAUAUGGCGACGACGACGUCAUCGACGAGCACCACAACCACCACAACGGAAGCACCACCGCCACGUCGUCGGCAACAGCGUCCCUAUCAUCGGCCCUACAAUCGCCGGCCCCUGGAUGAUUACUAUUAUGAGGAUGAACAGGAGGAUGAUUACUAUGAGGAGCGCCUGCCACGUCGCAAGCCACGUCCACGUCCCCGAAAGCCGCAACUGGACUACGAUGAUGAGUACGAGGAAAAACCGGCAAAGCGACGCAAACCCAAUCGUUACAGGGACGAGGAUGAUCUAAUCGAUGAGGACUACGAUGAUCGACGCAAUCGUCCCGGCGCACGUCGCGGCAAACCCACAUCUGCAGCGGCCGGACGUGGUAAAGGAUCGCCACGCAAGCCGGGCCGCGUGGAGGAGCGACGCAGCUUCAAUGAGGAUCGUGGUGGAGCCGUCGACGAGCCGCGACGUGUGGCAGGCAGGAGACGUAGCAAUGAGAAGCGCACCACAACCGCAGCGGUACUCGAUGAGCUGGAUGAGUACGAGAAGCCUUAUGGACUCGAUCAGGAGGAGGCGGCCGAGGAGCAAACGCCGCAGAAGGUGAAGACAACGCCCAAGCCACUGGCCGAGUUCGUUACGCCCAAGGCGGCGGCUGCAUCCGUCUAUGCGAGACCACGUGCACCACCACGGAUCGCACGUCCCGUGCCCAUCAAUGAGAAGAAAAAGUUCUCCUACCCAGUGCAGAAGAAUCCGACUGUCGACACGGAAGAUGAGGAUUACUAUCAAGAACGCGAACAGCCAGAGGAUGACUACGAGCAGCCGGAACAGCCUGCACGCAAUGCGCCACGCAGACGCACUGCAGCAGCCAAGGAGCAGAAGCCAACACGCUCCACGCUGCGCAAGCCGGUGACAGACAAGAAGCCACUCCUCGACGACCAGGACUACUACGAGCCGGAGCGACGGGAGACGCCGCGACGCAAACGUCCCUUGGCCAGCAGAGCACGUACACCGACCCCAGCAGCCGAUGUCGACUUUGUCGACGAUGUGGAUUACGAGGAGGAGCACAAGGUACCCACGCGCACCCAACGUGUGCGCAGCAAAGCAGCUGCAGCGGCACCACCAGCAUCAGCACCAGCAGCAGGAGGAGCAGGCCGCAGGCCAGCACCGCGUCCCAGACAACCCAUAGCACAGGAGGCCGAUGAGGCAGAAGGGGAGGAAGAAGCGGAGCAGCAGCAUGCCAAUGAGGAGUCGCGUGUGCCCCCGGCACGCGCGAAAACCAACUCGCUGCUGGGCGUCACUCCGGCGAGACGCAAUCAAAAACUGGCGCUGGCCAAUCGCCAACGGGCUGCGCUGCUCACAGCGAAGGCAACAACACAGGGGCCACCAGCAGCAGCAGCUGCCGAGGAGGAUCAACAGGAGCCGUUAGAUGAUACUGCGAACGAACCGCUGGCGCCGGCAGCACCGGUUAAGCCCCAGCGCACCGCAUCGGUACGUGUAGUGAAACGUCCAUUUUUACCAUCGCGUGGCGGCAGCCCCUAUUUGCCACGUGGCCUGCAGCCGGUGGGCGUGGCAGUGAGGCCGCAGCUGAGCAGCGAUGCACGCACCACAGACAGCACGCCCAUCGACAUGGGCUCGACCAUAUCGGGUGUGCGCCUGCUGGAGCACGGAGCGCCGCUGCUGCGUGGCAGCACCACUGACAAUGAUGAUGAUGACGAUGCUGGUAUUGGUGACGAUGAUGAUGAUGAUGACAGUGCUGAUGCGCUGCCAGCACCACCAUCAUCCAGUCCAGUGCGCACCACAUUGCCGCCACGCAGUGCGCUGCCGACAUCGGUAACGCCAAGACGGCUAACGGAGCCACCGCCGAUCAAGCUCAAUCUGGACGAACUCUAUGAGAACGACUACGAUGUGACGCUGAACGAUGCGCUCGAUCCCACGCUUAAACCGCUUACGCCACUGCAUCAUCCACAUCAUCAGCAUCAACAGCAGCAGCCGCCGCAACAGAUACACCAUCAUCAACAACAACAACAACAACAUUCACAUCAACAACAACAGCACAAUGCUAACUAUCAGAGCCGACCCUAUGCCAAUCUACGCCGGCGAGCGAUUGUCCCGGCGCAGAACGCGCGUCCACAUCGACACGAAUACGCUGCCGGAGGAGGAGCAGUGAGCAGUAAUCGGCAAUCAGUGGGCACACGACUUGCCCAGCAUUUUUACGAUGACUUUGCAUAUUAGUCGCGCUUACAAGUCUGUAUAAAACAAAGUUUCUUCAGCUGUAUAUAUAAAUUUUCAAAAACAAAAAAAAACCAACUAGACGGCGUCACAGGUGCCCAGGCAACUGCUUUUCCAAACUAUACUUUUUUUAUAUACUUUAGUUCGUUAGCCGCAAGCUAAUUUUAAUUUGUUUUGUC